This is a messenger RNA of Rotaria sordida, 1608 nucleotides long. The record is from the annotation of a GenBank genome assembly. Lineage: Eukaryota; Metazoa; Rotifera; Eurotatoria; Philodinida; Philodinidae.
AUGGAUUGUAUUGCUUUGAUCGGCAUCGCUUGUGAAUUGCCCAAUGACAUUCAUUCACCGCACGCAUUAUGGGAUUUCAUCACAAAUAAUAUUCACCUUCAAAGUGAAAUAAGAACAGAGCAAACGGACUAUCAAUCAACGCCCAUACCUUUAUUGGAUACUAAUCCGAGUUUGAAUAGUAAACCGAUCGAACGUAGUUAUCUCCUUAAAAAAGAAAUUUUAAAUGGAUUUGAUCCUGAAUUUUUCGGUGAAUGUGUUGUAUUGAUACUGCUGAAAAGAUUAUCAGAUGCUAUUCGUGAUUGUGAUCAAAUUUAUUGUGUUAUUCGUGAUGUACUUUCACAUCGUGACAAUGAUAUCGAUAUGAAGAAUUGUUCAAGCCUAUUCUCCAAUGCUCCACUUCAGCUGUUGAAUGAAAUCUAUAACGUACGAAACCAAACUGAUUUGUCCCAAGUAUUCUAUAUUGAAGAACAUGGUAUUAUUACAACAGAUGACAAUCUAUUGGAAGAAAAUACAAUAGGUGAAUUUUUUCAUCGCGGUGAAGCUGAACAGCCCCUUUUGCUCGGUACAGUCAAGUCUAAGAUUGGUGAUACUGAUGGUGCAGCCGGUAUCGUAGCUUUAAUCAAAGUUGCAUUAUCAAUCAAACAUCGUAUGAUUCCACCACAAAUGACUUUUGGAAAUUUUAAUCCGAAAAUUAAAUUUAAAGAAUAUAACUUACAGAUUGUUGAAAAUUUGACGAUAUUUCCAUUAAAUCAACCCAUAAUAAUCGGAAUUAACUGCAAGAAUUCUCAUGCAAUCGUCGAGGAAUGGAUCAAUUCCCAUUAUUCUUGUUCAGACAAACCAAUGCUAUACCAGUGUUCAGAAGAAACAAUAGCAGAUGUAGUUCAACAACAGCAGCAUUAUGUUGCAGUUAUUUCCGGACCACAAUGGUGGAAGAUGGGGCGUGAAUUAUAUAAUUCUGAGCCAGUAUUUCGACAAUGGAUUAAUAAGAUCAGCACAGAACUUGAAACAUUAACAAAUGAAUGGUCAUUGAUCAGAGAACUUAUUGAUAUGAGUGAUGAGAAGUCAUCGCAUAUUAAUGAAACAAACAUAGCUCAACCUGCAAUCUUCGCCGUGCAAGUGGCACUGACUGCGCUUUGGUUAUCAUGGGGUAUUUAUCCACGAGUAAUUGUCGGACAUUCAGUUGGCGAAGUAGCUGCCGCUUACGUUGGUGGACGAUUAAUACUGACAGAAGCAUGCAAAGUAAUAUAUCAUUAUUCACGUCUUCAGCACCGUAAUACACGUCAAGGUGGACGUAUGCUAGCAGUUAUAGGUCUGGAAGAAACAGAAGCACGUUCACUUCUUCAAGGAGUUGAAAACCGUGUUUCAUUUGCCGCUAUCAACAGUCCUACUUCAGUCACAUACAGUGGUUAUAGCACAGAGCUAGAACAGUUAUAUCAAUCACUAGCAAAAACAAAACCCAACGUUUUUAAAACAUGGAUAAGACUCGAGAAUGCAUUACAUAGCCCUCUAAUGGACAACUUUAAUAUUUAUCAAGACCUCUUAAAGUCUCUUAGUGAUAUCAAUGGAGAUUAUUCUACAAUUCAGGAAAAUGAUAUGUUCGACAAAUAA